UACCGGCGUCCAACUGAACGCGUGCCCAGCAUCGUUGGGCCGGACGGUCACGAUAUCAUAUUUCUUUCGUCGGAGGUCGACCGUGAUGCCGGUCGACGCUGCCGCCAGCGUGCCGCUGCCGUCGACUGUGCUGUCUUGUGCCGGCCGACGACGGCCUCGGCACAUGGAGAACCAGGACGAAGUGACGGCGGAAGAGCUGCUUGACCACGAAUUGACACAACGCGCGGGGUCGCUGACGCUAGAUCCUGUCGCCGAGGAGCACUUGGACGUCGAGGAAUCGUCGGCCGCGCUCGGUGCGCUCUUGGCCCUCGACGACAACGAGCACUGCGCCGAUUGCCAGGCGCUCCAUCCAAAAUGGGCCACGAUCACGUACGGCGGGUUCAUCUGCACCCAGUGCGCGGGGGUGCAUCGGUCGCUCGGGGUGCACAUCUCAUUUGUCCUGAGCUGCACCCUGGACAAGUGGACACCGUCCCAACUGGCGGCGGUCGUCAACGGCGGCAACACCAAACUGAACGACCACCUCGAGUUUUCCGUCCCCAACUCGGUUCGGAAGCCCGACGCCGACGCGAUGCGGGACGACCGCGCCGCUUACAUCCAGCUCAAGUACGUUGAGCAAGCUUUUCGGAUGGGGCCAAACAAGCGCCGCCAAGAACCGAUCCUGGCCUCCCCCACGACGACCCCCAUACACGCCCCUCGCCAGGUCGCUGUGUCGUCGCACGGAUCGUGCGGGAUGGUCGAGUACGUUGGCAUCGUCACGAUCGAGUUGCUGGAAGGAUCGUCGCUGGCCGCCAUGGACGUGAACGGGAGCUCCGACCCGUACGUGUCAUUUCGUCUGGGCGACCAAGUGAUUUCUAGCCACGCCGUGAAGCACUCGCUCAACCCGUCGUGGAACGAAACCCUCCGGCUGUCGUGGGAUGGCCAGUCGCCACUCGUCGUCCAGGUCUAUAGCUACAACAAACUCCAACCCGAUCGGAAAAUGGGCGCUGCCGUCGUCGACUGCGACCGCCUGCAGCAACUCGACAGCGACAAGCCAGUCAGCAUGUGGAUUCUCACCACGAUGCCGCGCGAGUGGCCCCAAAACUUUGGUGAUCACAUGGUGGCGGCCGGCGAAGGACUGACGAAAGGGGUCGUGACCGGCAUCACGGGAAUCGUCUUGGACCCGAUUCGUGGCGCCAAGCGGAGCGGCUGGGGCGGAUUCGCCAAAGGCGUGGGCCUCGGGAUGGCAGGUGCAGUCGUCCGGCCAAUUCAAGGUCUUGGCGCGAUGAUGAAGCAAACGGCGCUGGGAGUCCUCGGCAAGAAAGGCCGCGACCGCGUGUGGAAGCGCGGCGACGGCGAAGUCAACGCGGGCAGCAUCCACGUCAAGUUAACAUUACAGACGUUUUAGCAAGUGCUGCCACCGGACGAGUUGAUCUACAAAAAACACACUCCGCGUUUCAGCGCAAACGGGCA
Aphanomyces invadans is the source of this 1449-nucleotide messenger RNA. RefSeq lists its product as hypothetical. Gene Ontology annotation, molecular function: phospholipid binding; GTPase activator activity. The record is from RefSeq and is a predicted model, not a curated record. Lineage: Eukaryota; Oomycota; Saprolegniomycetes; Saprolegniales; Verrucalvaceae. The transcript is spliced from 4 exons. Bases 86 to 1384 code for a protein of 432 amino acids.